AACAAUUUGACUCCGUAACCAAGUAGUCACCAAGGCGUCGCACCGUUGCAUUCCCGGGAGUAACCUCCACUGGCUACGGGUUACAGUGACCGGAUCCACGGCCUCUCGUGGAAGCGGACGUGACUCUCCGGAAGGACGCACCGCGAGAGAGAGCUUUCGUCGUCGUCGUCGUCGUCUUCGUCAUCGUUGCUUCCAACGGGAGGAGCGAGGGGCUUCAUCGUGAACUCUUUCUAUAAAUACUGAGGAGGAGGAGGAGGAGGAGGGGGAACGGAGAAAAAGAGCUGCGGGAAAUAAAGACCGAAGUCGUCCCUUUCUCUACUACAUGUCCCCGGAACGCCGCUUCGUGUCGGAUACGCUACUACUUAUAAAUAGUAGAAAACCUCUCCUGUUUGUUUUCUUCCUUCUUUGGUCCCCCUAAUUCCUUUCCUUUCACCUCUUCUCUUCGGAAAAAGGGGAUUCUCUUGCUCGUUUGACGCCGGUUCUUAGGGUUCUUCUCCAGCUCCGUCGCGUCGAGGGUCGUGGUGGUGGGUCGGGCGAAUCGAUCCGAUCGCUGUCUUUAUCUUCCUGUCUCUCCCUCCCUCCCUCCCUCCCUUGCUGUUUAUUUGAUCCGGAAUCUGGGAUAAAAAGGCAGAUGACUUCUUGAACGCCACGCCCAACAGAUCUCGCGCGAUCGCCUCACGAAUUGGAGCUCCGUGUCAGGGUUUGAUGUUAUGCUGAAUUUUUCACAUGAGGCUUGUAAAGUGAUAUCUGGUGCAGCAUAUGAUGAUAUCAGAUUUUGUUACUGUUGUACAAUAUUAAACACAUGUCCUGAGUCCCUACACUAUUUGUGAUCUCACAAUUCCUGAAACUUUACUUACAAAGCAAGAUGCUGAAGUCAGUCCUGGAGCACCCAAAUGUUCCUUCACCAGCAGGAUUUCUGCAUCAAUAUGUUCAUCGUAUGAGUGGCAAACAUUCUCAGACAGAAACCGUACAGCACACGUCUCCAGUUGUUUUUUCUGAAACAAGAGGCAAGGUAAAAUCCUUUGAGCAAAUUGAUGCCAAUGGCACCAGUGAAGAUCCUGUAAAGCUAAAGGUACAUGAGCAUAGAUUAGAUAUUGGAGAUGAAAAGUCUAGCUUGCUAGGAUAUGAAGUUUUCUCUGGGAAGCUUGUUCUAGAUAAGAAAACCAAAACUACAGGGGAUGAUGAGCAAACAGGGUCAGGACCUGGAAACUCUGAUAGCAUUGAUGCAAAGCUUACAACCAAAGCCCUGAUUUGGGGUUCUCACGUGCUAUCUCUUGAAGAUGUGAUAUCUAUUUCCUAUGGUGCUUGUUUUCGUCAUUUUACUAUUCAUGCAUACAGUGUCAGGAGGAGGUCAUAUGGACUUUCUUGUUUUAUGAAACCACAAAGAUCUCAAAAGGACUUCCGCUUCGUAGCAUCUAGUUCAGAGGAAGCCAUUAAGUGGGUCCAGAGCUUUGCAGAUCAGCAAUGCUACAUAAACCGCUUAGCUCAUCCAAUGAUGUCUAGCAAGAAGCAGACCUCUAAUCUUGUGGUCACUGAGGCCUUGUAUGACCUGCCAUAUAUAAAAUGUAAAAGUCCACCGAGGUUACUUGUGAUACUGAAUCCUCGUUCUGGGCAUGGUCGAUCAAGUAAAGUAUUCCACAACCAAGUAGAACCAAUUUUCAAGCUUGCAGGUUUCAAAAUGGAAGUGGUUAAAACAAAAUAUGCUGGUCAUGCAAGAGAACUUGUUUCAACUAUUGAUUUCAGCACUUGCCCUGAAGGAAUCAUAUGUGUUGGUGGGGAUGGAAUUGUGAAUGAGGUCCUCAACGGUCUUUUGAUUAGAGAUGAUCAGAAGGAAGCGAUUUCUGUUCCAAUCGGUAUAAUUCCUGCUGGUUCAGACAAUUCGCUUGUCUGGACCAUAUUGGGGGUUAGGGAUCCUAUUUCUGCUGCAAUGACUAUUGUAAAGGGGGGGCUUACUGCUACAGAUGUUUUUGCUGUCGAAUGGAUUCAGACUGGAGCUAUCCAUUUUGGGACAACUGUUUCAUACUUUGGUUUUCUCAGUGAUGUUCUGGAGCUGUCUGAGAAAUAUCAGAAGCGAUUUGGUCCACUACGCUAUUUUGUGGCUGGAUUUCUUAAAUUCCUAUGCUUGCCAAAAUACAGCUUUGAGUUGGAGUAUCUUCCCACAUCAAAGGAGUUGGGAAACUCAAAGGAAAAAGUUUUAGAAAAUCAAGAUAAAAUUGUUAUGUCAGACCUUUAUACAGAUAUAAUUCAUGAGUCGAGAAAAGAGGGCAUCCCAAGGGCUUCCAGCUUAUCCAGUAUUGAUUCGAUUAUGUCUCCAAAUAGAAUGUCUGGUGGAGACAUGGGCACUACAGGCAGCACAAUUGCUAGCAAUGAGCCAUCUGACUAUGUCCGAGGGCUUGAUCCCAAACUAAAGCGCCUCUCUUCAGGGAAGAAUACCUUGGUGUCUGAACCAGAUGAAGUACUUCACCCCCAACCUCACCUUUCUGCUAAUUUUAACUGGCCAAGGACCAGAUCAAAGUCAAGGACAGACAAAACUUGGACUGGCCUGACUGUCACAAAUGAUUCCAGGUGUUCCAGGGGAGCCACUUCUUUGUAUGAUAAAGAAGAUAUAUCAUCAACGGUGUCUGAUCCUGGACCCGUAUGGGACUCUGAAGCAAAGUGGGAUACAGGGCCGAAGUGGGAUGCUGAGCCCAACUGGGAAGGUGAGAAUCCUCUUGAGUUGCCAGGGCCACCAGACGACUUAGAACUAGGAAUGAAGCUGGAACCUGUUCCAAGUCUAGAGGACAAGUGGUUUGUUAAAAAAGGCAAAUUUCUUGGCAUUUUGGUGUGCAACCAUUCAUGCAAAACUGUCCAGAGUUUGAGUUCUCAGGUCGUGGCUCCAAAAGCUGUACAUGAUGAUAACAGUUUGGACUUGUUAUUAGUUGGUGGAAGUGGGAGAUUGAGAUUGUUAAGAUUUUUAAUCUGCUUGCAGUUUGGUAGGCAUCUAUCUCUGCCUAAUGUGGACUAUGUUAAGGUAAAGUCCGUGAAGAUUAGGCCUGGCUUAACCACUCAUAAUGGCUGUGGUAUCGACGGGGAACUUCUUCAUGUCAAAGGGCAAAUUAUGUGUUCCUUGCUUCCCGAUCAAUGCAGACUGAUAGGACGUCCUGCCCAACAUUGUAAAUGACUGUAAAAAACUCUGAAAUCAGCAGCGCUUCUACCGGGAGUGUGCUCCAUUUCUCUUCCAAUAUAUGGUAAGCAGCUGUGUGCUAGUAGAAUGUUAAAAUGUCAACGAGGACAUGACCCAAAGCGUCAGUUCCAUUAGGAGCCACCGCUUUGCUUGGGGAAAUAUUUAGAAGACAUGAUCAGAGAAACCUACCUUGUUCCUGGUGUAUAUAGUGUGGUGCUUUUGGCAGCAUCUGCGAGUGAUGAUUUUUUUUUCUUUUCUUUGUUCUUUUAACUCCUCCGAAUUGGAACCUACAGUUUGCUUAUUUUCUUGUUUGUCCAUUUUAUUAUAUUCCUUUUGGGGGCAGUUCUUGGUUUUCACUGGAAUUGUUUUCUUAAUUAUAUAUUCUUGUACUGUAUAAA
Messenger RNA from Musa acuminata subsp. malaccensis (wild Malaysian banana), 3561 nucleotides. Its product is annotated as sphingoid long-chain bases kinase 1. NCBI's taxonomy places the organism in Eukaryota, Viridiplantae, Streptophyta, Magnoliopsida, Zingiberales, Musaceae. Gene Ontology annotation, molecular function: lipid kinase activity. Gene Ontology annotation, cellular component: membrane; cytoplasm; intracellular membrane-bounded organelle. The record is from RefSeq and is a predicted model, not a curated record. Gene Ontology annotation, biological process: sphingosine biosynthetic process; phosphorylation.